CCAAAUUCAAAAGCGAAAGAGAAAAACCAAAAAGCGCAAAGUCAACAGAAAAGAAAAGAGUAAGAAACCAAAUGAUAUCGGAAAAUUCACAGGCAGCACCACGUGGUUUGUGACACUUAUGGAGCGGCGGAUGAAUCUAUCGUUCGCCGGCUGCGGCUUCUUGGACAUCUACCACGUGGGCUUGGCCGUGUGCCUCAAGAAGCACGCCCCCCAACUGCUCCUGGAGCGGAUUGGGGGUGCCUCGGCCGGGGCCCUAGCCGCCUGCUGCCUGCUCUGCGACCUGCCCCUUGAGACAAUGGCCGCCGACUUCCCGCGGGUGGUGGGCGAAGCGCGUCGACACCCGCUGGGCCCCUUUAGCCCGUGGUUCAACCUGCAGAGAUGCCUACUUGAGGGGAUGCAGCGUGAACUGCCCGAAGACGCGCACCGGAGGGUCAGCGGGCGGCUGCGCAUCUCACUGACGCGGGAUGUCAAAAAUUGAAACCCAAGUGGCCGCUGCUCUGGAGAGCUGCUACGAGCAGAUCCGCUGCCUUGUGAACAGCGCCCUGUCGCAGGAACAGCAGCCGGAUAUGGACGAGGCUACCUUGGCAAGCCUGAAGAGCCAGCUGAUGCAGCUCAGCCACAAAACCUCACCAGUGCGCAGUCUCAUGGCCAAGCGCUUCGAUCUCUUUGUCCGUGUGUCGUUGCGCGCCGACAACCACAUUCCACCACCGCCCGCCGGCUUCAAGGAAUUUGAGGAGGAGCUGACUGCACUUAUAUCGUCGCUACUGCGCUUGAUAUCCUACAAUCAUGCUGUCUUUGGGGAUCAGUUCUUCAAAAUCUUGGGAAAGACAACUCCCAGCGCUCCGGAGUCGACGUCCGAGCUUGCCGCAGCCACCCCUAUUAGUGGCAUUGCACAGGUGGCCAACCCUUAAAAAAGGUAAUGUGGGACCCUGGACCUGGACCUGGACCUACAGACGCCGAGAAAAAAAAAAAAUAAAUGUUAACACCCAAAAAUGACAAAGAAGGAUGCCGCGAAAAAAGGAAUGUCUACUGGUAUUAUAGCACUGGAAACGCUAUAGACCCCGAAAACUGGAAAAGGAGAAGUGAGGAUGGUGACUAGGAGAAGGAAACCCCGUGCCCAUUGAUCUGAACUAUCCAUUCUUAGCUCUUUAAAUAUGUAUAUUCAAAAAGAUAAAUAUCUUUGAUUUGGAUCAUCAUUUAUAUAAUUUGAAAGUCAAUCAACAGACACACUUGCAAACACCAAGAAACCAAACACCACACCCGAGAUCCGAGAUCCGAAAAGGAAACUGUGCUGGAGCCUCUGUGAUAAGAUGGAAUAUAUAAAAUGUAAAGUAUGCAUAUAGUACAUGUGGGGCUAUAUGAACACUGGCUCGCGUGCUCUUCACCCAACUCUGACAGCAUCAGAACGGUCUAUAAUUAAUCAUAUAUUGUUUAAUACAUACCUAGUAUACUUAUGUAAUACCUAAUCUAGCAUUAAGCCCGAUUCAAAUUGUAACCCCUCUGAUUGUUAGUCGAAUGUAGUUGCAGGUUCUAUUGAUCUGGUGUGCUCGCUGGCAAGAGUCCUGAGAGGAGUAGGUAUAGGACUAUGAACCGAUAAUGAUUACUCACAAACUUACAUAUUUAUUACACAUGAAUGCAUCAUACAUAUAUAUGCAUCUAUUCAAAUAUUCGUAGUUAAGUUUUAUGCAAAUUGAGCUAAAUCCUGACUCACAACGAUUAAAUAAAAGUUAUUCAAUUCGA
This is a messenger RNA of Drosophila miranda, 1740 nucleotides long. RefSeq lists its product as uncharacterized. Bases 465 to 911 code for a protein of 148 amino acids. The transcript has 3 exons. The record is from RefSeq and is a predicted model, not a curated record. Lineage: Eukaryota; Metazoa; Arthropoda; Insecta; Diptera; Drosophilidae.